Messenger RNA from Lobosporangium transversale, 2148 nucleotides. Its product is annotated as malic enzyme protein 2. The coding region runs from base 1 to 2058 and encodes 685 amino acids. Gene Ontology annotation, biological process: malate metabolic process; pyruvate metabolic process. Lineage: Eukaryota; Fungi; Mortierellomycota; Mortierellomycetes; Mortierellales; Mortierellaceae. Gene Ontology annotation, cellular component: mitochondrion. Gene Ontology annotation, molecular function: malate dehydrogenase (decarboxylating) (NAD+) activity; NAD binding. The transcript is spliced from 3 exons. The record is from RefSeq and is a predicted model, not a curated record.
AUGUCAUCUUAUACCCUAUCCCGAUCACUCACUGCUCGCUCAGUUUUCAUUCAAAAGGCCAGCAAAAUCUCCUUUUCUUCCUCCUUUCUUUCCUCUUCUUGUCCUCGUUCCUUUGCUACACCCCACAGCAUCUCAUCAGCAGUCUCUUGCAAGUCCCAUCGCAGCCUCUCUACUUCUCUUCCUUCUCUUCUCUCCACUCAGUCUUAUUCUCCAACUCGUAUCCGCACCCUCGCGCGUUCCAUCUCCUCGGCCUCAACCGCUAUACCCAAUCACACCGAGCUUUACUACAGCGAUCAUCAAGACAACAUGCCCGUCACCGAUAACUCGAACAGCCAGAGCAUCCAACAGAUCUCAAAAUCACCUUACCUUAAUCAGAGUACUGCCACUCCCGCCGAAACCCGUAAUGCCCUUCAUCUUCAAGGCUUGAGCCCUGCCAAGGUCGAAUCAUUCGAAACCCAGAAGAAGCGUGCACUUGCUCAACUCAGAAGCAAGUCUUCGGACAUUGAGAAAUAUGUCUUCUUGGCUUGGCUCAGGAAUACCAAUGUCCGUCUCUUCUAUGGCUUGGUUACCGAUCAACUCGAGGAAACGUUGCCUUUGAUCUACACACCUACUGUUGGCGCUGCAUGCCAAAACUACUCUAGUAUCUAUCCUUUCCUUGCUCCUCCUGGUCAACCCGACGGCCUCUUCCUUUCCAUCAACGACCUCCCCAACCUCAAACAAAUCAUUCAGAACUAUAAGCCCUAUCCUCAGGACCCCUCCCUUACUCCCCAGAUUGCAGUCAUUACUGAUGGUUCCCGCAUUCUCGGUCUUGGUGAUCUAGGAGUCGGUGGUAUGGGUAUCCCUGUCGGAAAGCUCCAGCUCUAUGUUGCCGGUGCUGGUGUUGAUCCCAGACGUACGUUGCCCAUCACCCUGGACCUCGGCACCAACAACGAGGAGAAGCUGAAGGAUGAGUUCUACCUGGGCUUGCGCCAGAAACGUGUUGGUGAUGACAAGUUCUUCCCUUUUGUCGAUGCUGUCCUCGAGGCCCUCACAUCGCUCUAUCCAAAGUUGUUGAUCCAGUUUGAGGACUUUUCAUCCGAGCAUGCCUUCCAACUUUUGGACAAGUACCAGCCCACAAAGUUCUGCUUUAACGAUGAUAUUCAGGGAACUGGAGCUGUCAUCCUUGCUGGUUUCAUGAACGCAAUCAGCCUGGCUGGCAUCCCUGCCAAGGAACACAAAAUCCUCUUCUUUGGCGCUGGAUCUGCUGCCGUCGGUGUUGCCAAGCAGUUGGCGGCCUACUUUGUCAAUGAUCACGGCAUGUCAGAAGACCAAGCGCGUGAGAUGGUUUGGUUGGUUGACUCCAAGGGCCUGGUCACAUUGGAUCGGGGCGACAAAUUGGCGGAACACAAGUUGUACUUUGCACGCAAGGACAACAAGGGUGCCCAGUAUCCGGACAUUGCCUCUGUGAUUGAGCACGUCAAGCCCACUGCCUUGUUCGGUCUUUCUUCUCAAUCAGGCGCCUUCUCAGAAGAUGUUCUCAAGUCCAUGGCGGCUUUGAAUGAGCGACCCAUUGUUUUCCCUCUGUCCAACCCUGCGUACCAGGCAGAGUGCUCGUUUGAGCAGGCUAUGAUCCACACUAAUGGCAAGGUUAUCUUUGCAUCAGGAACUGCUUUCCCCAAGUACACUGAUCCCAAGACUGGCCUCAUGAGCGCACCAGGUCAGGGCAACAACAUGUACAUUUUCCCUGGUCUGGGUUUGGGAGGUAUUUUGGCCCAGCCUUCGAACAUCAGCGAUCGUCUGAUCUACUCUGCUGCUCGUGCCUGUGCCAAUGCCUUGACUGUUGAGGAGCGUGGGCAGGGUUUGUUGUAUCCUGUCUUGCCACGUAUCCGUCAAGUAUCUGCUGAAGUUGCUGCUGCAGUCGUUGCCGAGUCUGUGGCUGAGAAUACUGCCACGAAUGAAGAGGCGAUCAACAUUGUCAAAAAGCAUGAUAGACAGGCUCUUCUUGACUUUGUCACCCGUAAUAUGUGGACUACAGAGAGCGCUGAGGAGGAGAUCAACAGCUUUACUUCUCAUUUGUAAAAAAAAGAAAAAGAAAAAGAAAAAGUAUUGCAAAAAACAAAAAAAGCAUUUGACACAAAUCUUCCCUGUAUUCAUUUAAAGAGCAUUCCC